Nerophis lumbriciformis (worm pipefish) is the source of this 1006-nucleotide messenger RNA. RefSeq lists its product as uncharacterized. Lineage: Eukaryota; Metazoa; Chordata; Actinopteri; Syngnathiformes; Syngnathidae. The record is from RefSeq and is a predicted model, not a curated record.
AAUCUCCUUUACUUUACGCCCUAAUGCAAGUAGGACAUGUUUGAUGUCCUUCAUGCUAAUAUGACAUCACAUGACAUGCAUAAGCUAUAAGGAAGGGAGUUGUCCUUCACUCCAUGGAACAGAACUACAGGAAUGAAAGUGUAAAGCGAGAAGGACACAGGUAUCUUGCCCAUCACUUGGAGCCCACACAAUUUUGCUGAGCGUCUGAGGACAGCAGAGGAGGACAAGCAAAAAUGAAGGUGGAGAUGUGGAAGGUGCACGCCACGCUACAGUCGGCGCUGGAUGGCAACGUGGCCAUUUCCACACCUCCAAAUGUGGACAUUCAGCAAUUGUUGGAAAACUUGCCGCCAGACCAGCGGGAACGACUGGAGGAGUACUACUGUGAAAAGGAAAGGGCCAUACUCCUCGAACGUCAAGUUGCCGCAAAGGCCCUUCAGGAUGCCAGAAAGGCCCGUCAAGAGGCCGCAAAGGCCCUUCAGGAUGCCGGAAAGGCGCGAUAUGAGCUUGCCCAGAACCAAUUGAAGUCCCUGAACACAAUCCAAGCCCUUCAAGUUGAGAACAGAGCUCUCAAGAGAAGAGUCGCCCGCGAUGUCGGUGAAGGGAUCGUGGCCCGCGAUGUCGGUGAAGGGAUCGUGGCCCCCGAUGUCGGUGAAGGGAUCGUGGCCCCCGAUGUCGGUGAAGGGAUCGUGGCCCCCGAUGUUGGCGAAGGGAUCGUGGCCCCCGAUGUUGGCGAAGGGAUCGUGGCCCGUGAUGGCGGUGAAGGGAUCGUGGCCCCCGAUGGCGGUGAAGGGAUCGUGGCCCGUGAUGGCGGUGAAGGGAUCGUAGAGGAUCCCGGUGAUGAGGCACCGGCGGCCAAAAGGGCCAGACGAAGCCCCUCCAUAUAAGUCAUCUUUUUUCCAGGCGGUACCAUGGGCUCAGCGCUGCGGAGUGGUACCAUGUGGCACCAUGUGGUACCAUGGGUUGAGUGCUGCUGCUGUCCCACUUCAAUAAAAAAUUGAUUGACAAA